Molecule: messenger RNA, 1172 nt
Organism: Molossus molossus (Pallas's mastiff bat)
Lineage: Eukaryota; Metazoa; Chordata; Mammalia; Chiroptera; Molossidae
Gene: LHFPL1
Product: LHFPL tetraspan subfamily member 1
Exons: 3
Coding region: 231-794 (187 amino acids)
Cellular component (GO): membrane
Source: RefSeq, a predicted model, not a curated record
UGUCUGAGGCUGGAUUUGAAGCCUCCAGCGUGUUUGGAGUUAAUUCUCAUUAGGUUGGACUCCGCCCCUCUCCCAAAGGUAAAGCAAGGUUUUCAGGCGUCACUGCAAAGAGCAGCUGGGUUUCCCAUCCACUUCUGAGAAGCUGUAAGGAGAAGUUGUUUCUCAGAUCUGAGUUCGAAGAGAGGGAACAAGUCAAUCAGCCUUUGUGGACAGAAGAGAAACCUGGGACCAUGAGGAGCAGCCUGACACUGGUGGGGACCCUCUGGGCCUUCCUGUCCCUUGUUACUGCUGUGGCCAGUUCUACCAGUUACUUCCUGCCAUACUGGCUCUUUGGAUCCCAGCUGGGGAAGCAAGUGUCAUUCAGCACAUUCCGGAGGUGCAACUACCCUGUACGGGGAGAGGGGCACAGUCUGAUCAUGGUGGAAGAGUGUGGGCGCUAUGCCAGCUUCAGUUCCAUCCCAAGCCUUGCCUGGCAGAUGUGCACGGUGGUGACAGGUGCCGGAUGUGCUCUCCUGCUCCUGGUGGCACUGGCUGCAGUCCUGGGCUGCUGCAUGGAGGAGCUUAUCUCCAGAAUGACGGGACGUUGCAUGGGAGCAGCGCAGUUCGUGGGAGGUACCUGUAGGCUUGGUUGGGCCUAUUACUGUGCUGGAGGUGGAGCAGCUGCAGCUAUGUUGAUCUGUACCUGGCUCUCUUGCUUUGCUGGAAGAAACCCCAAGCCUGUUAUGUUGGUGGAGAGCAUCAUGAGGAACACCAAGUCUUAUGCCAUGGAGCUUGACUACUACCUCAAGCCUUGAGCUUUGGCCAAAGAUUGGAGAGGGUGGGAAAGAGGAGAAAAGGGAGCCUCGGAAAGAGUUACUAAGACAAGGCCAGUUGCCACCCACCUGUCAGCAGUAUAGCCUAGAUUUGCAUGCUUUUUUUAACACAACAGACAUUCAUUUUCACUUUCCCUUAAGCUAGUGGGUCAGUGGCUACUUACAAAAUUCAUCAAGAAAUAUGAUUUUCUCAAAUGUUUAUCUAGCUGGUGAGUACCCAUUAGCCCCCAAGUCCCAAAGUACUCCUGUAGGCAAAAUAAGGAGAAAAUCCUCACUUGAAAGGUAACUGAACAAAGCUAGGUAAGAACACUUUUGCAAGAAGGGUCAAUGAGAUACACAGCUGGUUCCUGCGAUUCCAUU